Molecule: messenger RNA, 3570 nt
Organism: Adelges cooleyi (spruce gall adelgid)
Lineage: Eukaryota; Metazoa; Arthropoda; Insecta; Hemiptera; Adelgidae
Exons: 16
Coding region: 167-3562 (1131 amino acids)
Biological process (GO): regulation of DNA-templated transcription
Cellular component (GO): nucleolus
Molecular function (GO): transcription corepressor activity; sequence-specific DNA binding; transcription factor binding
Source: RefSeq, a predicted model, not a curated record
ACGAUUAUCACGUGUUUGACUCUCUUCGGCCAUCGCUAUUGAAAUUUAAAUUGUCACAUGUAGUGUUUUAUUUGGAAAACAGCUUGUUAUUGAAUAUUUUAUCCGGUGUAACUUUCAAUAUUUCUAUUUACUUGUGAAAAUGACACUGUUUUGAUUCGGAACGACAAUGGCGAGCAAAUCGGUAUUGGAUCUGUUCGAAAAAGUCAUCAAAGCCCCUCAAAAUGGCAAACCCAAAUUGUGCAUGCAACUGGUGAAGCAUCUGCAACUGUCCACCGAUAAUGAGCUGGACGAGCAACAACAAAAAGAAGUGUUCUACGUGUUGACCAGAUUGAUACGCGGUCUGGGCUCUCCCAAAACCCAAGUCAGGACCGUCUAUUAUUCUGUGCUAGUAGUCGUUAUCAACUACUUGACCGACAAGUCUUGGUUUGACUUUCACAGUUUCAAAGACAUCGUAGACAAAGAAUUAUCGAAAUACGAUUCCAAAGCGGAAGAAGGCGACAUUCUCUCGGGCAAAGUUCUGUGCUAUGGAGCGACCAUACGUAGUGGUUUGUUCGGUACCGCAUCGAUGGACGAUCAAAAAUCGAUCGUAGCGGAACUUUUGAACAACACCAAAACAAGGGCAUAUCUACCUUUAUUGACUUAUAAAUUUCUAACCAAAGGCAUUGACUCGUCUAGUAAUGUCGUGUUCGCCGAGAUCGUGUGGCCUUUAUUGAAAAGAAACAUCGGUUUGCCGAUCGCAAAGCAAACUCUAGAUUCGUUAUAUUGCAUUAUCGAAGUACACAAACAAUAUCCGUCCUUAAUCAACGGCUCGUUCGUGCCGAGAGUGUUCGAUACGGCCACGGAUCUUUUGUGCAACGAGUCUAUGAACGAAAUUGCCAAGAUUUUAAUAUUUACCGUUUCUAGCAUGGAAAUGCUCGAACAUCCGAUUUAUGAAUCGUUUGCCGAAGCGCUGACUUUGGCCGACGACAGCGAUUCUCUCGUACAGUCGUUUUGGUCGGUCCUGCAGCCUCACUUCACCGGCCCGCAUAAUCGGUUCCAACAAAUGGCGGCAAUGAAACUGUUUUCGAACUUUGUCAAAAACUGUUCGCCGAACAGUAUGGUCUCGUUGUUGUCCAAUUGGUUUUUGGACAUGCUGCUGAAAUCUUUUUCGCGGUCCAACGCCGACGCCCUGACGUCGUAUGCCAAAACAAGCAUCACUGCCGUAAUGGAGCGUGUCAGUGGUUUGGACACGGCCGUAAUACCGUACAGAGUGUUGUUGAAAUUUAUUUUGCCUCCGGGUGAUAUGAUGAUCGAAAAAAUUACAGGCAUUAAAAUUGUCCAAAACUGUUUGAUGAAAAUGGACGAAGAGCACAUCAAACUGUUGGCCAAACAAUGUCAUCUGGUUAUACUGAUGAAGAAAAAAGGCAACAACGACAAGGCUCAUUUUUGGAAAAUCCAAGAUCGCGGAUACGCCGCACAGCUUCUCGCUAGGAUUUUGGGAUUACAAAAUUGUACGGACACAGCGUGGAAAAUCGAUCAGAUAAAAUUCAUGUUGGAGAACGCGUUUUUCGCCAGCGCCAGCGAAAAAUAUCACAUUAGUCACGAAUUGUCGGCUAUUAUAAGGGAUUCGUUUUUGAAAGCGCUCAGCUACAAACAACCCAACAUGGAAACGCUCAGGGUCACUCUGUCCACGUUGGUACAUUACACCGACGAACUGGUGAAAUCCAACCGACAGCUCAGGUCGAAAACGUCCAAAGAGGACUUGGCCGUUUGGAAAGUAAUGACCAAGACGACAAGAGAAAUUGAAAAGAAACUGAAAAAGUGUCAAAGCAAAUCCAAAGAGGAGUCGAUCCUUUUCGUUUUCCACAUAAUGUUCUUGCAAAUGGGACUUUAUCUUUUUGUCGAGCCGUCGGUCGCCAAGGAAACGCUAGAGGAAUUGCAAAACUGUUACGAACACCAUAAAAAAGAUAAUGGCGAAGACGACGUAGACGACCAGCCUAAUUGGGUCGAAGUCGUUGUUGAACUGAUGUUGUCGUUGUUGGCCAAAGAAUCGUAUUUGUUACGGCAGCUGAUUACGCGUAUAUUUUCACAUUUGUGUUCGGAAUUAACACCUCAAGCUUCUCAUCAAAUUUUACAAGUGUUGAAUCCGGAAUACGAUACGGUUUCAAAUACGAUGAACGAAGAUAGCGACGACGACGACGAGUCUGACGAUUCGGAAUCUGACAAAGAAGACGUAGAAGAAGAAGACAGCGAAACCGAUGUUAAAGUUAACGGAAACGGGCUGAACGGUCGUCACGACGACGCGGAAGAGAGCGACUGUUCCGACAUUGACGAAGAGCUGAGCGACGAAGAUCAAGACAGCACAGAACAGUUGAAGUUGGCCCUGCACAAAGCCAUGAUGUCGGCUAACCAACAUUCAGACGACGAAUCUGUCGACAUUGACGACAUGACCGAAGAAGAGGGCAAAAUGAUGGACGACUUGCUGUCGGAAGCGUUUAAAAACUACAAGAAAAACUCUAGCAAGAAUCCUAAACACAUUAAAGAGAAAAUGAACUUUAGGCUGAGAGUUAUGGAUUUGGUCGAUAUAUAUCUGGACAACAACCCGUCGCUGUGUCUCAUUCUGGACACGAUCCCUGCGCUGUUUGCGUUGCUCGAGUUCUGUAUCAAAGACAUACAACAGCGUCCGCUCGAGACGAGAGUGCGAUCGGUGUUGAAAAAAAUCAGUCAGUUGAAAAAAGUCGACAACACGGACAGCGUGGACGAAGAGUUGAUGUCAACGGUCCUGAAACUGUUGAUGGACAAGGGCGUCAGGACGACACCCGUGUUUUUGGACAUCAGCACGCACAUAACGCAGUGUUGUACGUUUUUGGUCAAAUCGUACGUGCACAUGAUUUCGAGCAGAACGAGCAAGAAAAAAAAGAAAUCGUCAAUGGUGAUUGGCAUUUUGGAGGAUUGUCUUACAGACUUUUUCACCAAGAGGGACUGUUUGUUGCCCGUGGCCUUGUUCGAGUCUUUGCUAUCGAAAGUGUCGUGGGAUCGCAACUUGGAUCUGUUGGAGUGCAUUUUGCCGUUUGCAUUCAGCGACGCCGUCAGGUGGUACAGACGGUCUCAGGCCGUAUGCAUUCUGGUGUCGUUUUACCAGAACACGCGACUGUUGGAACAGCUCGACGACAAGAGUCAACUAGACCGAAUUGAAAACAAAUUAUCAGACUAUAUUAUUAAAUUUUUCACGUCUCUAGACGACAGUCAACCGGACGUGUCCGGACGGCAACGGUACAUUAACGAAAUAUUGAACGUUCUCUGCGUGAUAAGUUCGAAUAAGUUUUCGCAUCACAGUUGCGACUGGCAACGGCUGAAUGACGUUUUGGAAACCUCGACGAGCCGAUUCAAUCAGGCCGGCCGCAAAAAUUGGAACCGGCUAAAGCAAUGCGUUCAAAAAAUGAACAGCGCCGAAGCUAAAAUACAACGCAACAAUGUAGUCGAAAACGGCACGCUCAAGACGACUCCCGUCGGUAAAACGCCCGUUAAACGGAAAUCGUUGAUUGUGUCCAACAAAAAAGUUAAAAAAAUUAAAAAUGUUUAGCACUAUAA